Guillardia theta CCMP2712 is the source of this 852-nucleotide messenger RNA. RefSeq lists its product as hypothetical. The record is from RefSeq and is a predicted model, not a curated record. The transcript has 4 exons. Lineage: Eukaryota; Cryptophyceae; Pyrenomonadales; Geminigeraceae. Gene Ontology annotation, biological process: transmembrane transport. Bases 1 to 852 code for a protein of 283 amino acids. Gene Ontology annotation, molecular function: transmembrane transporter activity.
AUGGAUCCUUUCGUAAAAGACCUUUUUAUCGGAGGACUCGCAGGAACGAUUUCGAAUAUCGUCGUGUUUCCUGUUGAUCUUGCCAAGACGAAGAUGCAAAACGCCAAGGAUCAGGCAGACAAGCAGAAGUAUGGGGGAUUCUUUUCUACCGUUUCGUCGAUCGUGAAGGAGGAAGGUGUUCAUGGACUAUGGUCAGGAUCCUUGCCUGUUCUGAUGGGCAGCGCGCCGGAGUCUGCGAUCCAACUUGCCUGCCAUUCAUGGCUGAUUGCCUUCCUGCUCCAUGGGAUGAGCCAGGAUGCGUCUUCAGAGGCACAGCUCCCGCUCACUCUACAGAUCAUCGCAGGAGGGAUUGCAGGAGCGUCAACACUCAUUGCUACAAAUCCUAUGGAGGUGCUGCGGAUAAGGGCAGCAAGUAGUGACCAGCGAUGUCUGAUCACCAACGUGAAGUCCCUAGGACUGUUGGGAUUGUUCGCAGGAUAUCAAGCAACGUGGUUGCGUGACAUUCCUUUUGCUGGCAUCUACUUCCCGAUGUAUUGCAACAUGAAAGUCUUGGUGACACAGAUGAUGGCUGCCUGCAACCUUCCGGCCUACGAAUCAAUCUCCAUGACAAUGGCUGGGCUGCUUGCUGGCAUGUUUGCUUCCUGCGUCACAACCCCGGCCGAUGUGAUCAAGACGAGGAUUCAAACCAACAUCGGAAAGAGCCUUGCGUCCAGCAGUUCAACAGCUCUGAGCAUGGUUGUGGAGGAGGGUUGGCACUCCUUCCUCAGCGGAGUGGGUCCUCGUGUAAUGAGGUUGGCUCCAGGAAUGGCUAUCACCCUCGUAAUCUACGAGACUCUGCAGAAGGUUGUUUGA